Messenger RNA from Ogataea haglerorum, 1977 nucleotides. RefSeq lists its product as uncharacterized. Bases 1 to 1977 code for a protein of 658 amino acids. Gene Ontology annotation, biological process: DNA-templated transcription; regulation of DNA-templated transcription. Lineage: Eukaryota; Fungi; Ascomycota; Pichiomycetes; Pichiales; Pichiaceae. Gene Ontology annotation, molecular function: DNA-binding transcription factor activity, RNA polymerase II-specific; zinc ion binding; DNA binding. The record is from RefSeq and is a predicted model, not a curated record. The transcript has a single exon.
AUGUUUCCGUACCAAACUCCUCCUGAUGGCUUCGCGAAUCGGUGCUACUCUGUCAACGCUGGACAACAAAAUCUGCAGCCGUACACCUAUUCUCCUUUGGUAGAUCCUUCGCUGCAACGACGCAGCUCUAGCUCCAGACGGCCCCGGGCAAAAUUCAGCUGCCAGAACUGCCACAACAGAAAAGUGCGAUGCGACAUCUCGGUCAAGAACGACAACCUGUCCGACGCAACCUCCCUCGUCCCGUGCACCAAUUGCAAGCUGAACGGCACAGCGUGCCAGGCUUUCGAACGCAAAAAAAUGUACGACACAAAGAGGAAAAGACAGCAGUCCGCGCAGGGCCUGCUGCGUUCCACCAGCGGCAAGGGAGCCUCAGACUUGCAGAAAAAUGCCGAAUUUGCUCCUGAAAUAUUUCUCGCUGCCAAUUUGGACUCGAUCGCCCUGAAACCACAUAAUUCAUCGGACAACCGGCUCUCGAAGAUAGUCACCCGCAAGCUGUGUCCCGACCCUAUUUUUCUCGACGACUACUAUGGCAGAACGAGUCCAAACGUGAUCGCCAGCGAGCAGAUAAGGCUCGACGGAAUAAAAAGCGACACGCUGAAGGUGCCACCUCUGGAGGUGUGCUGGCUGCUGAUCGACCGUUUUUUCGACAAACUCAACUACCAGCUGCCCAUCGUCAACCGCGAGGCUUUCUACGAGCAGAACCAGAACCUGCGCACGCCGUCGUCUGCGUUGCUUCUGCUUGCCAUUCUAUUUGCCGGCUCAAGGGACAUCGACAGCGACCGUUGGUCCCCUGCGCAGCUCCAGCAGCAACAAAUCAUCACCCAGCGUCUUUUCCACAAGGCCCGACUCGCCUACGAGAGCGAGAUCGAGACAGAGCCGUUAUGCAUCGUCCAGACCCUCGUCAUCUUCAGCUGUCACGCCCCGCACUACACCAGUAGGGACGCGUUCUACUGGAUCGAGCUUGCGCUCUUCACUGCUGAGCAGUAUGGCUUCCACGUUUCCGGCAGCCCGGAGCUGCGCGUCGUCUGGUGGAUCGCGUACACCCAGUACCAUCUGCUGCAUCUGGCUCACGUGUCCAAACCCAACCACCAGCCAAUCCAGCCUGUCGCAGAGGCCGAUCUCAAGCUCUACGGGCUGGACCAGCUGCAGCGUGAGUACCUAGUGGUGCUGAUGCGCAUGUGCACAAUGCUCUCGCAGGCAUGGACAAUUCCCCCCGACGACAGCACGGCCAUGAAGAUCGACAGCCUGUGGGCCGAGUGGUUCCACGGGCUACCGAAAAGCCUGAUUUAUCGCAUCGACUCGCGGGCCGCCAAGUCGGUCCUGUGUCUGGUGAUCAACAUGGUGCACCAGGCGUUCUUAAUAAUCAACCACCGAGCCAAUGUUAGACGGCUGACUUGCGACGGGCCCGUGGCCGCGGACUAUUUCCCGUCGUGGGCCGUCACCAUCAAAAGUGCCUAUCUGAUCUCUGCCACCGCGCAGAAUCUGGCCGACAUCAACGAGCUGCGUCACUUCCUCGGCAUCUUACCGCAGCUGCUGUACAUAUCGUGUCUUGGAUAUCUUCUGCACAUCAACAGCAAGGACCUCAGAGCCAGAGAUAUCGCGCGCAACAAAAUCAACUUCAACCUCCACUAUCUCGACAGCUUGAGCUAUAAGUGGCCUGUUGCCAAUCAGCUCGGAUACCAGAUACGAAGACGUCUGGAGCUACGAUACGUUCAGCCUCAGAUCCAGAUCCGCUCGACUCCCAGCGAGACCUUUGACACCGUCCAGCUGUACCACUGUUUCCUGUCCAAAUCUAGAACUUCCAUCCCUAAUUUGAUUCAGUCCCAGGAGUCUGAAAGCGACGACUUUGUUUACUUAUCGAAGAAGUUUGAGCUGGGAGACGUCUUCUGGAACCCGCAAAUGGACACCAGCCCUGGUAUCGAGCUUAAGAAUCAACGUCGGGUUCCAAAUGACCACCUCUCCUUCGUGUUUUGGUGA